Molecule: messenger RNA, 1379 nt
Organism: Frankliniella occidentalis (western flower thrips)
Lineage: Eukaryota; Metazoa; Arthropoda; Insecta; Thysanoptera; Thripidae
Gene: mRpL38
Product: 39S ribosomal protein L38, mitochondrial
Exons: 7
Coding region: 102-1313 (403 amino acids)
Cellular component (GO): mitochondrial large ribosomal subunit
Source: RefSeq, a predicted model, not a curated record
UAAAAAAAUAUGGCUGCCUCCAUGAUGGGGGAGUGCUGCUAAAUGCAGCAGACACAACUGAAGAGAAACAAAUCAGUUCUGCGAAUUUCCUAGGAUAUAAAAUGAGUUCACGACUGCUUUCUGUUACACAGAAAGCUUUAGGGUUUUCUACUCUACAACCAAGUCGUUCACUUAUUCGCAUGUUAGGUGCUCCACCUGAAAAAGCACGAUCACUAAAGCAGAAAAUUGAAGAGUAUAAUCGUCCAGAUGAAGAGGUUGUUCGAAGGGUGGAUAUCGGUCUUCCUUCAGGACGUGUCAGUGAUAGAACACUCGCCUCGGAAAGAUCAAAAGUUUUAGCUAAAGUGAAAAAUGACCCUGAAAUGGAACGUUUGGCAAGAGAACAAAAGUUGAAUGUUCCUUUAGAAACUAUAGAACAAGGCUGGAAAGAGUCAGGUUCAGCAAGUCAGCACCUUAAGACAAUUGCUGAUCAUUACGGUAUCUUCGAACAUCUAUUUGGUUAUGCUUACUUUUUUCCAAGAGUAAUGCUGGAUGUCGGAUUUGUACAAAAAGAUGAAUCAAUUGUGCCUGUGUAUCGUGGAAACUUUGUCAAACCUAUAGAGGCUACAAAGGCACCAGAAGUUAAUUUUGAAUCAGAUAAAGACAGUCUGUGGACUUUAAUAUUGACUAAUCCUGAUGGUCAUUUAACUGAAGAAAAUGCUGAAUAUGUUCAUUGGUUCAUGGGCAACAUACCUGGGAAUGAUGUCUCCAAAGGGGAAGUGGUAUAUGAAUAUUUACGUCCUUUCCCACCUUCAGGCACAGGCUAUCAUCGUCUUGUUUUCAUUCUUUACAAACAAGAAGGAAAAAUUGACUACUCAAGCCUUAAAAAAGCAGGCCCAUGCACUGAUUUGACUCUUCGUACGUUUAGUACUUUAGAAUUCUAUAAACCAAGACAGGACCUGCUUACACCUGCUGGACUUGCAUUUUGCCAAACAGAUUAUGACUAUUCAGUUAAGAAAACUUUCCAUGAAAUUUUAGGCAUGAAAGAACCCAAAUUUGAAUAUGAUUUUCCUGAACACUAUGUGAAGGAACAAAUAUGGUAUCCAUCUAACUCUCAAUCAUUUGAUGUGUAUUUAGACAGAUAUCGUGACCCAUGUGAAAUAAACAAGGAGUUUAUUGUGGACAGAUUAAAAACCACAAACCCAUUCCAAAAAGAGAAGAAAAAGUUGAAGUACCCACUGGUUCAUCUUCACCUAGAUAGGUCCAUUCCAAGCUGGAUCAGAAGGAGAAGAGGCUGGGCAGAAAUGGGUUGGGGAAUGGUCAAUGAAUCUAAGUAAGUUCAAUUUGUGUUUAAUUUGGUUGUUUUCCUAUGUUUAAUAAAUAUGUUGCAGAAUAUUCUACAA